AAGGAAGAGAUCUCGGACGACAAUGCAAAGCUACCUUGCUUCAAUGGAAGAGUGGUGUCCUGGCUGGUCCUGGCUGAAAGCUCCCACUCUGACACAGGCUCCCAGUGCACCGAGAGCCACACAGACCUUCCACCACCCAUCGAGAGAACAGGCGGCAUUGGAGACUCCCGGCCUCCAUCAUUCCACCCCAAUGCUGCCAGCAGCCGGGACGGCCUGGACAAUGAAACAGGAACAGAGUCAGUUAUUAGCCACCGGCGAGACAGACAUCGACGGAGAAACAGAGAAGGGCACGAGGAUGUCCCUCGGAUCAACGGCCAUCCAAAACUGGACAGACACCGUGAGCACCCUCCUGGUUAUGACAGCUCUUCUACCAUGAUGAGUAGUGAGCUGGAAUCCAGCAGCUUCAUUGACUCUGAUGAUGAUGACAACACGAGCAGGUUGAGUAGCUCCACUGAGCAAAGCACUUCAUCCCGACUCAUACGGAAGCAUAAACGCAGGAGGAGGAAACAAAGGAUGCGGCAGAUUGACAGGUCGUCUUCGUUCAGCAGCAUCACUGAUUCUACCAUGUCCCUAAACAUCAUCACUGUCACACUCAACAUGGAAAAGUAUAACUUCCUGGGAAUCAGCAUUGUAGGACAGAGCAAUGACCGGGGUGAUGGUGGCAUAUACAUUGGCUCUAUUAUGAAAGGAGGGGCUGUGGCAGCAGAUGGCCGAAUUGAACCAGGAGACAUGCUUCUGCAGGUGAAUGAUGUCAAUUUUGAGAACAUGAGCAAUGAUGAUGCAGUACGGGUUUUACGGGAAAUAGUCUCCAAACCAGGACCUAUCAGCCUAACAGUAGCCAAAUGCUGGGACCCCACUCCCAGGAGUUAUUUCACCAUCCCCAGGGCUGAACCAGUGAGGCCAAUUGACCCUGCAGCGUGGAUCUCUCAUACCACAGCCAUGACGGGAGCGUACCCCCGUUACGGUAUGAGCCCCUCCAUGAGCAUCACCACAUCUACCAGCUCCUCACUAACAAGCUCAAUUCCCGAUUCGGAAAAAUUAGAAGAGUCUCCCUUAACUGUGAAGAGUGACAUGGCUACUAUUGUCAAGGUUAUGCAGCUACCAGACUCAGGCCUUGAAAUUCGGGACAGGAUGUGGUUAAAAAUUACCAUCUCCAAUGCAGUGAUAGGAGCAGAUGUGGUUGACUGGCUUUACACACACGUGGAAGGCUUCAAAGACCGACGGGAGGCUAGAAAAUACGCCAGCAGCAUGUUAAAACAUGGCUACCUCAGGCACACUGUGAACAAAAUCACCUUCUCGGAACAGUGCUAUUAUGUCUUUGGAGACCUCUGUGGCAAUAUGGCUGCGCUAAACCUUAACAACGGUUCUAGCGGAGCCUCGGAUCAGGAUACCCUUGCUCCACUUCCGCAUCCUGCUGCUCCCUGGCCGUUAGGCCAAGGAUACUCGUAUCAGUAUCCUCUGCCCCCUCCGUGUUUUCCACCAGCAUACCAAGACCCAGGCUUUAGCUAUGGCAGCGGCAGUGCAGGCAGCCAGCAAAGUGAAGGAAGCAAAAGCAGCGGCUCGAACCGAAGCAACAGCGAGAACAGCAGGAGAGCUCUUGGCAGAGAGAAGGACCGCAAGUCGGCUGGCAGCGGCAGCGAGUCCGACCACACUGCCCGCAGCGGGGGCGGCGCCAGUGUCCUGCGUCGGGAGAGGCCCGUCAGCCAGCUCAGCCACCGGAGUCACGUCUCUGCCACCCACAGCGAGAGAAGCCAUCACAGCCAUCAUUCUUACGGGCCUCCGGGAGUCCCACCCCUCUACAAUCUCCCCAAGAUGGGCUCCAAAGUCUACGGGACGAGCGGACCCCCUGGAGGACCCCCCGUGAGGGAACUGAGCUCUGUUCCUCCAGAGCUGACGGGGAGCCGGCAGUCCUUCCAGAAGGCUAUGGGCAACCCUUGCGAAUUCUUUGUCGACAUCAUGUGAGAAGAAGUGCCUUCAGACUCUGCUUGGGGAAGGGCCGGGGCGGGGGAGGAAGGGGUGAUGAUUGUUUUGGGGGCGGGUGAGCAAUUUGGUCGUUGUCGAACACUUAAUGGAAGAAACUUGGCUGUCUUGCAUGUCACACCUUCUGGUUUGCAAUUGUGUUGCAGAAAAAUCAACAAAACAUAACAAAAAAUACAAAAAAACCACCCCCACGAAAAGGAACAAAAAAACCCCAACUCCUGGGAUUGCUAAAUAUCAGCAAAUUGAUGGCAUCUUUUCUUUAUCCUUUCC
This is a messenger RNA of Charadrius vociferus (killdeer), 2250 nucleotides long. It is a transcript of the gene DVL1, whose product is annotated as dishevelled segment polarity protein 1. The record is from RefSeq and is a predicted model, not a curated record. Gene Ontology annotation, molecular function: frizzled binding. The transcript has 14 exons. The coding region runs from base 373 to 1962 and encodes 529 amino acids. Gene Ontology annotation, cellular component: cytosol. Gene Ontology annotation, biological process: intracellular signal transduction; canonical Wnt signaling pathway. Lineage: Eukaryota; Metazoa; Chordata; Aves; Charadriiformes; Charadriidae.